Molecule: messenger RNA, 1555 nt
Organism: Cryptococcus deneoformans JEC21
Lineage: Eukaryota; Fungi; Basidiomycota; Tremellomycetes; Tremellales; Cryptococcaceae
Exons: 3
Coding region: 514-1371 (285 amino acids)
Source: RefSeq, a predicted model, not a curated record
AAUUGUUGUUGGGCUAGCUAGCCUAUUUUCCUCUUUCCGCCCUCCACUUGUCCUUCUUUCCCGGUAAAAGAAAGCUCUUUGGAAGUUGAGGAAUUGGCUCACAGAACGCAUAUUUGUAAGAAACAGCCUGUAUCAGAGACUGCUGCUAAGGGAUUUUAACGGCAUCGACCAGCAGAUUUGCCGUUUGCUUUUUGGUUGCUUGGUGUUUGGUGCUUCGUGUCCGCCACGACGACUAAUCCCGUCGCUCAUCUCCGAUACCUCCACUCUUUUCUCACCGCCAAGAGGUCAGCAACGAGACAUUUUCGGCCUUAUUUCAUCUCGAAAAUCACGCUUGACUGGGAUGAAGCUGCGACUCGUUACUUUUCGCUUCCCCAACCAGUAGUCAAUCGACGCGCAUUGCUUGGCAUCACAUAUCAGCCUUACUAGUGGCUUGCUCAUCGUCUCGUUCUGCUUUGUCCGUCAGCAUUCGGCGCCCGUAAUUUCCUAUCUUCCAAUCCGUAGUCAAGUAUCACGAUGCCGACCACAGACUUUUGGUCACCUUUCUACUGGCAGACCAGGUUCUCGACCGAAAACAACUUUGAAUGGCUUGUCCCUUCCCCAACACUCAUUCCUCUUGUCCACGAAAUUCUCCUUUCCUUCCCCUCCUCAUCCGCAUUUCUCGCCCAAAAAUUCAGCCAGGAAGGCGAUGGUCAAGAGGAUGAGCCACCGAAAGUGACUAUCCUUCACGUUGGGUGCGGCUCUUCAACACUCGGUACCCAGCUUCAAGCGUACCUCGAUGGUCAACCGCAAUCCCCCAGCCAUGCGGGAGGAGGGAGGAUUUACCAGGUCUACGAUGCAGAUUAUGUCAAACCGCCUGCGUCCAUCAUGUCCGCUAAAGAAGAAGCGAAAGUACCAUUUAAAUUAGUCGACCUACUAUCGACCGAAUCCUUACUCUCCAAUCUCCCUCAUCAAGAAGGACCUAUCCCUUCUGAUGAUAUCGCCAAAGCGAUAGAAGAAGAGCAGAAGUGGGACUUGAUCCUCGACAAGUCUACCUGUGAUGCUAUCUCUACUGGCCCCCAACUGUCCCCGCCCCCCUUUUCCGCUGGUCAAACCGAGCAAGCUCCAGCCGAUCCGGUAGAAAGAAUGACGUUUAACUUAAGCAAAGUGGUGAAGAAAGGCGGGAAAUGGGUGAGCAUUUCGUACUCUCCCAUUCGGUACAGCUUCCUCUCGGAUAUUGGCAAUGAUGGCAAGUACGGCUGGAAGGUUGUGAGGAAGGAGAUGGUGGCUAUGACUUCGAUCCCCGAAGGUAGGCGGAUACGAGAUGGUGAUCAGGAGCGGAUAGUGUACGAACCUGAGACAGGCGUGUGGAUGUAUGUCCUAGAGAGGGCCUAAAGACAAACGAGAUCAUUAUCAUCAUUUAGCGUAGUCACAGCGCAUAAUAGGCAUCAGACAAGACAGACGUGAACAACGGUGCAAAAAUCCAUCACAAAUAAGAAAAAGACAAAACGUCAUCACAGAUAAGAAGGAGACAAAACAUCACUAGAAAAUGCUAAAUAUGCUAUAUGCAAAAUUUCAA